This is a messenger RNA of Aspergillus candidus, 863 nucleotides long. RefSeq lists its product as uncharacterized. The record is from RefSeq and is a predicted model, not a curated record. The coding region runs from base 106 to 732 and encodes 208 amino acids. Gene Ontology annotation, molecular function: metal ion binding. NCBI's taxonomy places the organism in Eukaryota, Fungi, Ascomycota, Eurotiomycetes, Eurotiales, Aspergillaceae. The transcript is spliced from 2 exons.
GCCGGUUUGAUUCCCUGGCUCUCAGCGAUUACAACGCUUCAUUCCGCUGCAUUGGAGUCCAAUGCCUGAUCGCUACACUUGAAGCUAACUAUAAACAUCACCGUGAUGGAUCAACUCCGUUCACCCCCGCGCCCAACCUCCAGCCGUUCAGCUCACGCUCGUCCGCGCCGGCGGUCAUCGAGCAGCUCAUCUCCAGACAAUCAUGAUCCGAACACUUCUCACACCUCCAAGCGUCGCCGUGUUACCCGAUCCACCGCUUCGGCAACAGCCUCGUCUCCCAUAUCGCCACAGAGUCUUCCCCUCGAUGACCCGACGCCAGAGCCAGAAGUCGAGGAAUCGAUCGACCUCACCGCAGGCGAUGAAUCCUCCGCACUGGCCAAAGCUCUCGCCAAACAGCGUGAGGACGCAGUCAUGGCGCAGCGGGCGGCAGAGCACGAGUCUAGGGAAAGAGGAACAGCGUUGAGGGCGUACAAAUGUCCCGUGUGCAUGGAUACUCCCGUCGACGCCACCAGUACAGUAUGCGGCCAUCUCUUCUGUCACCAGUGCAUCAUGGAUACUUUGAAGUUUGGCGAAGAGCGACGUACAGAUGCAUCGGGCAAGAGUCGCGGCACUUGUCCGGUCUGCCGGAAACCGCUGACCCGUGCGGAUACCCCGGGCACCAAGAGGAAUCUAGUUCCACUGCAGAUUAAGAUGAAAACGAGGAAGCGGAUGGAUGUUGCAGCUGAUUUAUAGCGUGUUCCUUUUUUGUUCCUGUGUUACAUGGGCUUGGGGGCGGCGUUGUGGUGUUUACGGGUCUGUUUCUUUGCCUUCAUCUUGCAGUCUUAUCUAGUGUACUUGAUACUCAACUACAACAGACAAGUCUG